AUAUGUACCCUCUCCUUCACAAUAUUACAAGCACCAACUUCACGGUCAUUUAGCGGUUACUUACCAGUUAAUGGGUCGCCAUAAUAAUGUUGCUUGGUUUUUAACACUCUUCCUCCUUUUGGUUUCUGAAUCUGCCAUGGCUGAGCCACCAUGUGAGAUGGCUUUUGUAUCCAUCCCUUAUUGCUUGGAGUUUCUCACCGGUUUGUAUUAUAAACCAUCAACUAAGUGCUGCAACCACAUCAACAAACUAAAUAAAAUUGCAAAACGGGGCGAGGGGAAUGUGAGGCUGUUGUGCAGUUGCAUUGAGGGCAUGGUGAGGGGAAUGCAGCCUCCAUUGCAGUUUUCUCGAAUUCAGCAGCUUCCAAACCAAUGCGAUACACAUCUCAGUUUUCCCAUUUCCGAAAACAUGGACUGUUCCAUGGUUUAAGCUGGGGGUUGAGUUGCAGUAUUUGGAAGCUCUUUUGGAUACUAAUGACGGAACUACAAAUAUUAAGUUCAUGUUCAAGCGUGGUUUGUGGUGGAAUCGUUCAAGUCUGUGAUAAAUAAUGAUGAUAUUAAAUUAAUAAAAAAGUGUAAUAGUCUGUGAUAAAUAAAUAUGAGUAAUGUUAUAUA
Molecule: messenger RNA, 612 nt
Organism: Mangifera indica (mango)
Lineage: Eukaryota; Viridiplantae; Streptophyta; Magnoliopsida; Sapindales; Anacardiaceae
Product: non-specific lipid-transfer protein 13-like
Exons: 2
Coding region: 71-427 (118 amino acids)
Biological process (GO): lipid transport
Cellular component (GO): membrane
Molecular function (GO): lipid binding
Source: RefSeq, a predicted model, not a curated record